UAAAAAAUUUUAAAAUAAAAUAAAAAUAUUCCUCCUCCUCCCCUCUUCAAUUUCACAAAAAAAUGCUAAUUGGAGGCAAAAUUAAAGUGAAGAAGGGAGCGAAUUGGAUUGAAAAUUUGCUGAACAGCAAGUUUUUCGAGUCGUGUGGAUAUCACAGAGAAAUAAGAAGAAAUGAGAAGAAUAUGUUUUGUAUUGAUUGUAAUCUCUGUUUCUGCAAGCACUGCGUAUCAUCUUCGUCACACUGCUUUCAUGAAUGGCUUCAAAUAUGCAAAUAUGUUUAUCAUGAUGUUGUCAGACUUCACGAGAUUCAAAAAUAUCUAAAUUGUUCUGAAAUUCAGACUUACAAAAUUAAUGGUGAAAAAGCAGUACAUUUGAAUCCACGUCCUCAAUCGAAAGAUAGCAAAACUUCCAAACUAAAGGGAAGUGUAACUUGUGAAGCUUGUGGAAGACAUCUUCAAGAUUUGCCAAAUCGAUUUUGCUCCAUUGCAUGCAAAGUAUCGAUAGAUGCAAAUAUUUGUAAAGAACAUUAUCAGAAGAACUUUGUGUCCACUCAAAUUACAAAAUUUGAUCUCUCAAAUGAAAACGAGUCUUGCAUCUCUUUGAAUGAGUCCUCAGAGGUAAUUCAAACAUGGUGCAUUUCAACUUUGAAACCAAGGAAGAAUUUGCACAAAAGGAAAGGUGUUCCUAGAAGAGCUCCUAUAUGUUAAAUAUGUUGAAACAAAAGCCAAGAAUACCAUCCUUACUAGUAAAAAAAGGGACUCGUCGAUGGAGAAAGCAUUCUGAUAGAAAAGCCGAUCACUACAUCAAUCGGCAUUCAUUCAGGAGAAAAGCAAGCGAAAGUGAAAAAGGGUUGGUGGUCUGGUCGUGAUUUAUAUUUUAAGUAGCAUUUUAGUUGGGAUGUACAUCAACAUAUGAUACCAAUAAUGUCAAUCUAUUAUACAAAAAAAAAUAUUCAAUUAUUAUAUAUGAAAGACAAUUAUUUUGAAAAACAGGACACAAUUUUGGGUCUUAGUUGGGUUGGUCGGUAGGGGUGAUCCCCACAUUGUCUGGUAAUAGCAACUUUUAGUGGUUGUAUAUCAUAAAGAUGGGGUCUUGAAUGUUUAAAUAUUCUGCCUUUUGCAUCUAUAUACAUUGUUAAUUUUUUUUU
This is a messenger RNA of Capsicum annuum, 1147 nucleotides long. Its product is annotated as protein RGF1 INDUCIBLE TRANSCRIPTION FACTOR 1. The transcript is spliced from 4 exons. The record is from RefSeq and is a predicted model, not a curated record. The coding region runs from base 63 to 707 and encodes 214 amino acids. NCBI's taxonomy places the organism in Eukaryota, Viridiplantae, Streptophyta, Magnoliopsida, Solanales, Solanaceae. Gene Ontology annotation, molecular function: zinc ion binding.